UGUGACGGCUGCCGCUCCCCGCGCGGGGCGAACCGCCCAGCGCAGCGCCUGUCGCUUUAACCGCCCGCCGUGGGUGGUGGCCGGGCGCAGUGCGCAUGAGUUCGGGGCCGGUGCUCAGCGGAGCCCGCGGCUGCUUGGAGUUGCCGCUUCUCCCACCUGCUGUCCUUCGUUCGGGCUCGUUCCCGCUUCUCGUCCUGUCCUUCGCCAGCCGGACUGUUUCCCGCAGCCGAAAUGAAUAAAGUUAGCAGCCCUACGUAAUACGCUGGUGACAUUCUACACUGCAUCGGGAUCGAUAAAUCAAGAGAGUGUGAUGCCUAGAAAUAUCCUCUUGGAUUCCUCUGAAAUGGCAUCUGAAAUAUCUCUGAAGCACGCAGGUGGGAGCAUGGAGAUGGGUGGCAGCGUGGAGAAUCACAGCAGCCAAGCUAAGUGCAGAAAUCCUGCCUUGGAUGACGAGAGUCUGAAACACUUAACUCACGAAGAGCAGGAUGUUCUCAUGUUCUUUGAGGAAACCAUCGAUGCCUUAGAAGAUGACUUGGAGGAGCCAGUCCUGCGUGACAGUGGCAUCCACUGUCAGUCUCCAAAGUCAACAGAAGAAAAUGUGUCCAGUCACUCAGAGACCGAAGAUAUCAUUGACUUGGUGCAGUCAACGCCCGAGAGCAGCGACCAUGAAGGGCCUCCCAGCAGAGACACAGAACCAGUGUCGGAUGCUACCCAGAGAACUGAGAGCCCCGAGCUGGCUGUACCUGCCGACCUUCCUCCACAUCCCCCUGUACCACCAGCCGUGUCCGAGACGCUUCCUCUUCCUCCUCCGCCCCCUCCUCCAGUUCAGCAUCCGAAAUUGCUCCGUUCUAUCCCCACCCCGCUCAUCGUGGCCCAGAAGAUGACGGAGACCAGGGUGCGCUUCCCCAGCGCCCUCAAGGAAGGGAAUUCGGACAGGAAGAAAACACCCGUGGCCAACGGUGAUUAUUUUGUGGCUCCAAAACACCCUCCCGCACCUGCACCCAAACUGCACCGGUUCCCCAGCAACAUCAACAUAACAAAUGUCAGUGGCAAAGAAUUCAAUGAAACUAUUUCAAAAGCUGCAGUUAACGUCCAGGAGCGCAGAGCUCAGGUGAUGGCCAACAUCAACGGGGGAGCUUUUCUGGCACCUGAACUGGAGGAGAAGCUGCAGAAAAAUGACUUCUUGUCACGUAACAGAAGUUCUUCCUUAAGGGAUCUCUCCUCUGAGCAAACACGGUACGAGGCCCUGACAAAACUUGGCCUAGUGAAGGGAAAGCCAGCGCAGGACCAAGUGGAUCGUGCCCCAGGCGCUCAGCAGCUGGAUGUGCAGCCCAAACAGGCGCACGCUGUUCCCAAUGGAUAUCAGAACAUCCACCAGAUUUUAAAAAGUGAGCCCAGCCCCUUCCUUCCCACAGGCAAAACUGUUACAAUCAAACCAGAGGUAGCUCUUGCUGCUAACAAGGUCAGCAGCACCCAGCAGAAUGCGGCAAAAACUUCUAAUGACUAUAAACCAGCCGGUCUAAACCCAGACAUGAGGAGGAGAUCGGGUUCGCUGCCCAGACCUUCCGGAUUCCGAUCCCAAGGGAUAACGGUCAAGUUUUCUGGACGCGGCUCAACAGAAGAAGCUCGGAGAGAGGCGCUUCGGAAGCUGGGACUGCUGAAAGAGACGGCGUGAUUUGGAUGGGGACGUUUUGGCAGCGGGGGGGAGGUCACAGCAUGGCUUUGUGCUCCAAUAGUCCCGACAGGAAUGGGAUUAAAUAGAUUGGAAGAUGAAAGUUUUCUGCUUCGGGGAAGCUCAGGCGGUACCGGAUGCUGUGGAAUGAGUGCUGGUGUCUGUCCCAGGGCUGGCACCACGCACCGUCACACGCAGCAGUGGGGUUCGGCUCUCCCUCCUGCAGACACACUCACCUGUUGCUCUUUGUGACCAAGAGGAGUUUUAUUUAAGUCAUGCUGGACUGUAGCAGGCAGCAUCUCGUUAAUGAAGUGAACAGUGCAGUAUUGUUGUACAUAGCAAACUGAAUGGUGAACCUUCCUUUUGCUCUUUCUGAAGCCAAAAAGAGAGCUCCAUUUGUCUUGCUCACGUGUAUAUCUGUUUGUGGGAGCUCACGAUAAUGUCAAAACUGAAAUUUCUGACCAGCGUGACGCACUUCUGUGACUUUUUGUCUGUAUUACCCAGCUUGGCUUUGUUCCCUGCCAGCGGUGGAGUCCUCUGUUCCCCUGCUCUGUCCUCACUCGACUCAACACCGCACAGAGGGUGGUUUCUGCUCUGAUUUUCUCCUCGACAGAGCAACCCAGGCUUUGUGGGGGUGACCGCAUCGCUCUGCUGCUUCACCGCAAGUCUUGCCUGUUCUCCCCAGCCACCUGCUUCUCGGUCACGCUCCAGCAACGACGUGUCUGGUGAGAGGCACCAGAGAAGCCUCAAGGACACGCAUCGGUUCUUGCACUGACAGCCAAAGAGUCUCCUUGGUAAUCUGUGACCCCAACUGUUCCGAUGAUCAUACAGAGAAGCCAUAGGAACAAGUUAAGUUUGUACCAAAUGUAAGAACCUUAUGUCAAAAGUCUUUUAUGUUAGGGUUCCUGUGAAGAAACUGUUACGUUUUGAACCGUAGCUGUACUACACUGAGUAAUUUUAAGUUCUGUUACUUCUAAAAACUGGCAUUGGAUCUUCCUGUAGCUUGACAGCUCUAAAUCCUCUGUUCACAGCCUUACUCGAUUCUGCCCUGCCAAUGCAUAACACAAGUUACAGCCAAAAUUAUUGUAGGCUAUGUGGAGUUACAGGAGAGCACUGGAUGCAAGAGCACACUGCUCCAGAAUGGUCUGAGUUGGUGUAUUUUGCCUUUGUUCAAUGGAUGUGCUUUCAAAGAUGCCCCCAAAAUAUAUUUGUGUUGUGACUCUUUUUUUUUUUUUACAUGGCAAAGCUGCUCUUCUACGUUAAAAAUCCCUUUUUUGUAUAACUGAAAAUACCCAGAAAAGCCAUUUUAAAAUCAAAUGCCAAACUCCAGUCCCUCUGAAUUUCUUACUGUUUUUCCUGCAUGUUUGAGUUCUCUGUUUUGUUUUCUAAAGGGAAAAACUCACUUAUUCUCUGCACUUUCCAAAGCCUCAAGCAACCCCCUCUCUUUCCUGAGAGCUGAGUAAUGAACCUUGGAGAAGAGGAGGGGAGUGGCUACAGUAGAAACUAACACACCCUUCAGCUCUGAGCUCUGACAUAACUGUGAUAAACAAGCUUGUCCUUCUUGCGAUAAAGUAUUUCAAACUUGCUGAGCUGUACUUGGAAAUGAAGCUGUUGCGAAGGAGAAAUCUUCGCGCCACUUUCAACCUGCCUCAUAAGUUAAAGUUUUGUUUUUAAUUAUCUGCUUGCUGCUUAAAUUUUUAAUUGCAUUGCUACGGUAUCUGUCUGGUUCUGUUAUGUAGUUUUUCUUUUCAGCCUUUUCACUGGGUAAAGGAUCAUGUUGCUCACUGUGACAGCCACACUAUACAUAAGCAACCAGUAAUUAAAACACGUGGCACUUAGGCACGCAUAAUCAAACAGAAGUGCUGCUGAAACAAAAACGGCUGCUUGAUGCUGCAAGUGCUUAUUUAGCUGGACUCUGAGUCUAGUCCUAAAUUGGAGAGGCAAGGAAACACAAAAUAUAUCAAAGCACCUGCAUCGGUGGAGCCCGGAGUGGAGUCCUGAGUGUGGGUGAUGCAUCAUAGUUUAUUGACAUAACCUGCUAAGUAAAUUUAAAUGUUUCAUGACCUUUCGUGCUUUUAAAUCCUGUGAAGGCAAAUUCUUUGUGAUGAAUGUGAAGUGUGUGCAGAGCAAUCAUCUUCACAUCUAAUCAUUUCUUGCCAGCUCUUCUUCUGAGUUGUUUACAGCUGAGGGUCCAUGCUAAGCAAACAGGGAAAAAACCCAACCCUGACACUAUUCAAUAACUCUGUAACAUAACCCUAGUGAAAACAAUAAUAAUAAUUAGAUGUAUAAUAUCUAAAGCAUAAAGCUGCAAUAUGCUGAAGUAGCUGGAUGGUGUUCUUUCAUCCUUUGUGCAGGGCUGUGUCCUCAACUGGUGGGAAGUGAGAGUUAAAUCUUCAUUAGAUAAACCAGUUUCUACCCAGGGAGGACUUGGAACGAGGUAUUAAUUGUGGCCCUUCAUUAGAGCAAAUAUCCUGCUGGUAAAUCCUUCUCUGUGCCUAAAACUGUAGUAAGUAAAGCCAUGUACUACAUGAAGUUAAGAGACUAGCUGCUAAUAACCUGUAUAUAAAUUUAGCUCUAUUUUUUGUAUGUUGUUUUGUGUGUAUAUGUUGCUGUGAUUUAAAUUCUUUUCCCCCUUGUGUUAGAGCUAGCUAUCUUGCACAAAUCUGAUGAACCAUCUAUUAAACUGGGAUAAAACCAAGGAAA
Molecule: messenger RNA, 4375 nt
Organism: Columba livia (rock pigeon)
Lineage: Eukaryota; Metazoa; Chordata; Aves; Columbiformes; Columbidae
Gene: PROSER2
Product: proline and serine rich 2
Exons: 4
Coding region: 311-1675 (454 amino acids)
Source: RefSeq, a predicted model, not a curated record